AUGCGAACUGGGCCGCUUCCUGGGGGUCGCCAGGGCGCGCCUGGAGCUGGCGCUGGGCGCGGCAGCAUGCGGGACGCCAGCCAAUCCCGCCGACCGACCCGACCACCUGGUCGGUCGAACCCACCAUCCCCACCAGUAAGCUUGACGACAGCAGGGCCGGCAACGACCCAGCAUAUGGAGUCCGCUACUGGUGGAAACAAUAAAAAGACUCGCAUGAGAUGGUCAGCUGACCAAAAUAAAAAUGCCAUGCGAGCAUAUUAUAGGGCGACUGAGGGUGAAACCAACCGGACUGGGUACCGAGUGCGACUGCUCCGCGAAUUCAACAUCUUGGAACCCAACAUCACCCUCACUGAACAAAAUCUGGUGGACCGAGUUCGAUACAUCUUGCGCAGGAACAUCUUUAGCGCCUCCGAACUCGAACAACUAGGAUGUGCGGCUGUUUCCGCGGAAGCCCCUGAACCGAUGGGCGUUGAUGACCCACCCGAUGUGUCAGUCCUUUUUGAGGAGAACACCGGGGUGGAGACCAAUGCGAUCGGAGCGGGGGAAACUGAGGAAAUAGCUACCCAGGACAUGGACAAGAUCAGGAGAGAGCUUGAGGAGACGAUCUCUCAUUACCGAGGAAUACCGGUUGAGCAGCGCUCCCAGCUUCCUCGCGUUCCCUAUAGAGCGUCGACCAGACUUACCGUUGAGACCGUUAAUAAAUUACUGCCGCCAUAUUUGGAAACCAGUACUGACAUUGGUGAUACGGGAUCGAUACUAUACGCUGCGGCGGUAGUCGUGUGUCGAGCGGUGGGGAUUAACUUCUCGAAUACGGGAAGAGGAUCUCCGCAGCGACAUACGACACCUGCUUGGAGGCGUCGUAUCGAAACUCGAAUCGCUAAUGCCAGAGUCCUCAUCGGUAAGCUUACUGCUUUUAGGGCCGGUAACACAAGACCGCGAGUGAUGCGCUUUGUCAGGUCUGCAAUCAGUGAGAUAUCUCACAAUCUGCCCCAGGCAGAGCUAUUGCGAAUAGUGACAGUGCGCAUCGACACCCUGAAACAGCAGGUCGCAGCUUGGGGGAAACGCAUUAGACGGUACUCUGAAACAACAAGGAGACACCGUGAGAAUCGUCUCUUUGAAAGUGACCAAAGGAAGUUCUACAAGUACCUUCAAUCUGGGGCUCGGAAAGCACACAUGGGGCCACAACCCGAAAAGGCAGACCUGAUUGCCUUUUGGCGUGGAAUAUGGUCUCAUGCUGCUGAGCACGUCGAAGGUGCUUGGAUGAUGGAGCUGGAGGAAGCGUGUGUAGCCUUACCACCCAUGGACCCUGUUGUUGUCACAAGAGACGACAUCAGCGCAGCAGUCCGAAAAUGCCCGAACUGGAAAACUCCAGGGGUAGACGGACUUCAGACUUACUGGCUGAAAGGGUUCAACGCAUGCCAUGCUACCUUAGCCCGCCAAUUUGGAGAAGCAAUUGAGCACCGCUUGCUUCCAAACUUCCUCACUACUGGGGUCACUUAUCUAGCUCCUAAAUCCAACCGCUCCGCUGACCCGUCACAAUACCGCCCAAUUACGUGCCUACCUACCAUCUACAAGGCAUUGACAUCUGUACUGGCGGCCAAAAUUGCCAAGCAUAUAGAUGGCAAUAGAAUUUUGGCAGAUACACAGAAUGGAUGUCGGGCGGGUGGUCGCGGAACUAAGGAGCUUCUCCUGAUCGACACGGUUAUUGGUCAGCAGGUCAAGCGUAACAGACGCAACUUAUCCGCUGCCUGGAUUGACUAUAAAAAAGCAUUUGACUCGGUCCCCCAUACAUGGUUAACGAGAGUCCUGGAACUUUAUAAGAUCGAUCCUUCGAUCCGAGGGCUUCUCGGAACAUGUAUGGGGCAAUGGAGUACAAUGCUUUGUCUCCAAGGUAAGCGGCUGUCUGACGCGGAGGACCGAAUAAAGAUACGGCGGGGUAUUUUCCAGGGCGAUUGCCUGAGUCCUCUAUGGUUUUGCCUGGCACUAAACCCUCUAAGCUAUUUGCUUGAGAGAUUAGGAUCCGGAUUUCAGCUUCGCAGGGGUGGCCUAAGACUUAACCAUCUGCUCUACAUGGAUGAUCUCAAAUUAUUUGCGCCUAAUAGGUCCAGGUUAACGGAGCUGCUAAAAAUCACGUGUGAUUUUAGCAGCUCCAUUGGCAUGGAACUUGGGGUGGAUAAGUGUGCGGUUAUACAUGUGGAGCGGGGUAAAGUAACCGCGUCUGAUGACAUAACACCAUCUGGCGCGGCCCAUCUUAGGGUACUUACAGAGGCUGAAACUUACCGAUACUUGGGUAUGUCACAGAAUAUAUGUGUGGAGGGGGCGAGCGUGAAACAGGAUGUUGCCGAGGUGUUUUGUGAACGCAUGACAAAAGUUUUCAACAGCUAUUUGUCGGGCGUGAACAAAAUACGAGCGUUCAAUACCUGGGUCAUGCCCGUUCUCCUGUACACAUUUGGCGUACUCAAGUGGACUCAGACCGAACUGAACGCCCUGGACCGGAAAGUCCGCACAACUAUGACUCUGCAUCGGUUGCAUCACCCGAAAUCGUCAGUGAUGAGGCUGUAUAUCCCUAGAGGGUGCGGUGGUCGUGGCAUGUUAAGUGCCCAAUCGCUGCACAAUCGGGAGAUAUGCAAACUCAGAGACUAUUUCCUUGCAAAGGUUAGUCAUGCAAUCCAUGCUGAAGUCAUAGAAUGUGACAAAGGACUCACUCCCCUAUCCCUGGCCAAACAGGACUGGCAAAAGCCGGCGGUGCUCAGCAUUUCCGACAGAGAGGCCAUAUGGAAAGAGAAAGAGCUACACGGUAGGUUUCACAGGAUUCUGCAUGAACCUCAUGUAGAUUUCUUGUCCUCCGUGCACUGGCUGCGUUUCGGUGACCUCUUUGGGGAAACCGAGGGUUUUGUCUGUGCGAUACAGGAUCAGGUGGUUAAGACGAACAAUUAUCGGAGGUACAUCAUAAAGGACGGGACCCAGGACUUAUGUCGUAUGUGUCACCGUCCUGGAGAAACUCUCCGACAUGUUACUUCCGGUUGUUCCAUGCUUGCCAACACUGAGUACUUGCACAGGCAUAACUUAGCAGCUAGGAUUAUCCACCAAGAGCUCGCUCUGAAGUAUGGCCUUCUUGACGGAAAAGUGCCUUAUUACAAGUACGCGCCGGAGCCGGUCCUGGAAAAUAACCGUGCCAAAUUGUACUGGGAUCGGCCCAUCAUCACAGACAGGACUAUUCUAGCGAAUAGACCUGAUAUUGUGGUGAUGGACCUAGCAACUUCCAGGAUUUUCUUGGUAGACAUCACUAUCCCACAUGACGACAAUCUUGUUAAGGCCGAUUCAGAUAAACGGCUCAAAUAUCUGGAUCUGGCGCAUGAGGUUGUCGAGAUGUGGGGCGGUGUGUCUGCCGAGAUAAUCCCCAUAGUUGUGUCCACCAAUGGGCUGAUUCCUUCCUCCUUAAAACAAUAUUUAAGGAGGUUGGAUUUACCGGUAAAGCCCAUGACAGUGGGGAUACAGCGGGCAGUCCUGCUGGACAACGCUCGGAUAGUCCGCAGGUUUCUCACUCAAUCGCCCUAG
Molecule: messenger RNA, 3558 nt
Organism: Colias croceus (clouded yellow)
Lineage: Eukaryota; Metazoa; Arthropoda; Insecta; Lepidoptera; Pieridae
Exons: 1
Coding region: 1-3558 (1185 amino acids)
Source: RefSeq, a predicted model, not a curated record